Ziziphus jujuba (common jujube) is the source of this 1164-nucleotide messenger RNA. Its product is annotated as DNA-directed RNA polymerases II and IV subunit 5A. Gene Ontology annotation, biological process: DNA-templated transcription. The coding region runs from base 205 to 825 and encodes 206 amino acids. Gene Ontology annotation, cellular component: RNA polymerase I complex; RNA polymerase II, core complex; RNA polymerase III complex. The record is from RefSeq and is a predicted model, not a curated record. Gene Ontology annotation, molecular function: DNA binding; DNA-directed RNA polymerase activity. Lineage: Eukaryota; Viridiplantae; Streptophyta; Magnoliopsida; Rosales; Rhamnaceae. The transcript is spliced from 4 exons.
AGAGAGAGAGAAGGUUUAUUUAAUAAGUUAUUUAACAGAAAAAAAGGAAGGGACCAAACGGCGACGUAUUUACAUGAACACUAUGACUGGGGGAUGUGAUUAAAUACUAGCCCAUUCGCGCUUUCCUUGUGUCUGGGUAAAGUUUCGGAAAGCUCUCCUCUCUCAGUCUGUAUCAAAGAGUCUUCGGAACCCUAAUCGGAGAAGAUGGUUUUGUCAGAAGAAGAAAUCGCGAGGCUUUUCAGAAUCCGAAAAACGGUAAUGACGAUGCUUAAGGAUCGGAACUAUCUGGUUGGGGAUUUUGAGAUAAACAUGUCCAAAGAACAAUUCAAGGGUAAAUACGGUGAGAACAUGAAGAGGGAAGACCUCACCAUCAAUAAAGCUAAGAGAAGUGAUAGCUCCGAUCAGAUUUAUGUAUUUUUCCCUGAGGAACAGAAAGUUGGUGUCAAGACAAUGAAGACUUACACCAAUCGCAUGAAAUCAGAGAAUGUUUUUAGGGCAAUCUUGGUUGUUCAGCAGAAUUUAACUUCCUUUGCUCGGACCUGUGUAAAUGAGAUAUCUGCAAAGUUCCAAUUGGAGGUUUUCCAGGAAGCUGAAUUGUUGGUUAACAUUAAAGAACAUGUUCUUGUUCCUGAGCAUCAGGUGCUCACUACUGAGGAAAAGAAGACUUUGCUGGAGAGGUAUACUGUAAAAGAGACACAGCUUCCUCGCAUCCAAGUGACUGAUCCAAUUGCUAGAUACUAUGGUCUGAAGCGUGGACAAGUUGUGAAGAUAAUCCGGCCUAGUGAGACUGCAGGGCGAUAUGUCACCUAUAGAUAUGUAGUGUAAAACUUGUAUUAGUGAUUGGAACCCGACUCCAAAAUUUCAUCAAUGCACCGUUUUAGAACGACAGAUGAGCCCAAAAGUAGACCAGACUUUGAAAGUGGGUGUUUCUAGGAAGAGUCCAGUUUUCAUUUUCUUUUUCCUUUUUCUUAUAAUCAUUUUCUGGCAAUCACUCGGAUCUGAUUGUUUUCCAAUACAUUUACGGAUUUACACUUUUAGUUUGUAGUUAAGAAAUUUUGCAAGGUUGUAUUUUGUAUGUGCCAAAGAUUGGGAAGUGUAGGGUGGUCCUUUGAAAUAGCAGACGUUGAGCCAAAUGGGAUUUGCGCUUCUACAAAUUUCUAUGUA